AUGGCAUGUAUGAGAAAAGAACUAUUUACUGUUGAUGCGUUGCGAUCUGCUGAGUCAUGGGUGGCUGAGAACCAGAGAAUGGCUGCCACCAUCCGAGAAUUAGAGUCCCGAUGCGGGUCUCAAGAGGAUCGCUACCUUGCCAUGCACUCUGAAAUGUGUCAAGAACUGGACAGUCUCAGAACGGCUGUGCCAGGCUCUGGGGGUGUCGACCUACCCCAGAUGCUGGACGAUAUCGCUCAACUUCGAAGACAGUCAUCUGAUGCUCAGACUUGCCUAAUUACUGGACACCUCAAAGUCGUCAAAUCUCUUUUCGACACCGAUGGAAAUUACCGCUUCAAAUUGCGUGACGUUCGACAACUCUUGAAAGAAGCGCAGGAUGAGAUUGAAAUCCUGAGCCAAGAUAACAAUAAUAAUACGUCAAAACCCAAAUGUUACACAUUAAUAAACUGCAUCGAUAACUUCCUCAAAGAAACUGAGGUGUUGAAGGUGGUUCGAGAUACGUUGGAAACUGCAACUGGAGAACUCGUGGAACAGAAGGAACGCACCAAUCAGCUCGAGGCUCUGAAUGCACGCAACCCUGAGAAUAUUCAAGCUCUGCUCACUGCUGCAAAGUUGGAUUACGCUGAUUUGACAAUCAGCGAUCUACGAGUGCAGCAUUCUGAUCUCAAGGCUCAUAAUGCUUCCCUAGCAUCAGACCUGACGUUCCUUAACGCAAGGGAGUCUGAAACAAACUCGAUUAUUCGCUCGAUAGUCAUUGCAAAAGACGAGAUUCGAGAGAAGCUAGCGGAACGCAACCCAGCCAUCAGCCAGUGCCACACCAAUAUCGCUCGAUUGACAAGUCAACUAGAAGAGUCACAGAGCAAGAUGGAAGAAUACACUGUGGGAAACUCUUCCCUGCGUAAAUUACCACUCAAUUCAUGGUAUUCGAGCUGCGAUGUAUUGUACAAAGGUCAGAGGUAUGGACGGCCGGAGUUCGCGAGGCAUAACCAAGAGCUCGAUUAUAUGUUGGUACGGCUUGUUGUAGACAUUAGUAAACUAGAUCGCGACUUUGCGAUGGGUGGAAUUGUCAGGAAUGUUUCUUGUCGCGAGGAGCCCCAAGUAUGGAAGCUGGCACUUAAAGAUAAAAUCGUCAAGCCUCUCACAGCAAACAGGAAUCUAUGUUACCCAAGGGUCACACCUGUGGUAGAAAAGCUCGUGCAUCUGCUUAGGGCAUAGUUUGGCCCCAUUAACCAAAAAACGCGACUGGAAUUCGAAAGCGAUGAUAAUGACCAAGGCCCGAUGACAACCACCUCUACUAGUACCGCCAAAAAAGAACCCCCAUGGUCGUCACUAUGAUGGCCCCACAACAGAAGAAAGUCUGAAUCGAUUAACCUGCCUCGCGAAGCUGUGCGCAAGGGUUGAAGUUCACUUAUGGUUAUGCUCUGUCAAAUCAACCUCAUCAAAAUCGAAUCAAUGCUUGACUUUUAUGCUGCCCAUCUCUUGCUCGCACUCAACUCCGUACUUUUCUCAUGAGCCCAAGGCUUCAAUCCUGC
This is a messenger RNA of Cantharellus anzutake, 1532 nucleotides long. RefSeq lists its product as uncharacterized. The transcript has 10 exons. Bases 1 to 1215 code for a protein of 404 amino acids. Lineage: Eukaryota; Fungi; Basidiomycota; Agaricomycetes; Cantharellales; Hydnaceae. The record is from RefSeq and is a predicted model, not a curated record.